AUGCCAAACGCAGACACACUUGAGAAACUGCCUUAUCUUAGAGCCGUUCUAAAAGAGUCGCUUCGCAUUUCUCAUGGUGUCCCUGGAAGAAUGCCGCGCGUCGUACCUCCAUCCGGCGUCAGACUGUGUGGGAAUUACAUACCCCCUGGAACCAUCCUUUCGCUUAGCCAGUAUGUGUAUAACAUUGAUAGCUCGGUAUUUCCAGAUCCACAGUCCUUUAAGCCUGAGCGCUGGCUUGGCGAUGACUUUGAGUAUCUGGACCGGCACUUGGUAACCUUUUCUAAAGGCUCGCGGGGCUGUAUUGGUAUCAGGGUUAUCAUAGUCGGAGGGUCAGUUGCAGGCUUGACACUUGCCAAUGCGUUGUCUCGCAAGAACAUUGACUUCCUCGUGCUUGAAACCCGGGAUAUGGUCACAACACACAUUGGAGCUGCAGUAUGUCUGGUGAGCAAUGGAACAAGGAUCUUGGAUCAAAUGGGAAUGUUGGAUGAGAUAUCUGAAGCGACAAUGCCACUCAAGGCAUUUUAUACAUGGCGAGCGAAUGGGAAGUUGCUGCGCAAAUUGCAUACACCUGAGAUUCUUCAAACUCGUCAUGGAUACCCAAUUGGGUGGAUACAGCGGCAAAAUCUGCUUCAGAUUCUUUUCAACCAUAUCCCCGAAAAGGAAAAAGUCUUGCUAGGGAAGAAAUUUGUCAAGGCUGAAAGUCUUCCCGAAGGGGUCAUUGUCCACUGUUCUGAUGGUAGCUCCUACAAAGGUGAUAUCAUUAUCGGUGCAGAUGGAGCCCACAGCUCAGUCCGACAGAGCAUGUGGCAGCAUAUGAGAAACAAUGGGUUAGAACAGAUCAUAAAAAAAGAUACCACAGAAAUGACGGCUCAAUACUCCUGUGUAUAUGGAGUAUCUGAGAACGUAGCUGGGGUUGAAGACGGAAUAGCACAUCGAAUGCUUUGUAAAGGAUUUAGCACCGUCCUCAUUUCUGGAACAGAUGGACUUCUUUACUGGUUCCUAGUUACCAAAAUGGACAGAAAGUACAAGGCUCCCCAUAUCCCACGAUAUACCAAAGACGAAUUAGAAGCGCAUGUCGGCCGUUAUUUGGAGCAAGAGAUGGCUCCUAAUAUUCGGCUUAAGACUAUUUAUGACAAAACCACAUCAUGCCAUUACACUCCACUUGAAGAGGCAAUGUACGAGCACUGGACAUGGGAACGAUUUGCAUGCCUUGGAGAUGCAAUACAUAAAGCCUUGGUGCCAAUGCUGCUGUCGAAAAUGCCGCAUCAUUAG
This is a messenger RNA of Penicillium griseofulvum, 1272 nucleotides long. Its product is annotated as FAD-dependent oxidoreductase. The transcript is spliced from 7 exons. Gene Ontology annotation, molecular function: iron ion binding; heme binding; FAD binding. The coding region runs from base 1 to 1272 and encodes 423 amino acids. The record is from RefSeq and is a predicted model, not a curated record. NCBI's taxonomy places the organism in Eukaryota, Fungi, Ascomycota, Eurotiomycetes, Eurotiales, Aspergillaceae.